AUGGAUCACUUGAUAAACUUGAAACACAUUCAUUUGAAUCUCAUUCCCGAUAAACAAGUUGUUGACAUUAUCAAGUCAUUGGACAAGGAUCUGGGCCAAGAGCGCAUGUCAAGAAUACAGUUGACAUGGGUUGCCUCUUACAAAUUCAUGGCAGAAGAUAUCAUUGCCGAAGGUGAAAGGAUCAGUUAUGUACCGGCCGCAAUUAGAAAACGCUUUGCCAAUUCAACCUUGAAGUUGGAUGUUAACGUUGACGACGAAGGAUUGGGAGGCAUCAUUGAGGAGGUCGGAAAGCUCAAUUCCAAUUCGCUCGAACUAACCAUGUCCUCAUCCGAACCCAAGUGGCACAUGUGUUACAAAGACCUCUAUCCACCAACCAUUGGUCGACUGGAGAGCCUAUACAUUUGUGGUGACUAUGUUAGUUUGAGCGAUGUCAACAAUAUGCUUGCAAACUGGCCCACACUACAAAGUCUAAUAUUGGAAUUGGCCUUCACUAGCAUACUCAAUGGGAAACAAGGAUCAACUCACUGUACCAAUGAGUUCAUAUCUGCCGGUCGUACAUCAGACUCACACGAGCUCUUUCAACAACUAUGCCAAUCACUCCAGAAGAAUACCACACUUAGAGUCCUGGAUCUUUACAAUCUCUGCACAAAGAGUGUUGCAGAGUGUAUGAACUCGGUCGAGACAGCACAAUUACUCGAGGUACCUCGUGCGCUCUUUGCCGACUCUUUUCGCUCAAGUGUUCAAACAUAA
This is a messenger RNA of Acytostelium subglobosum LB1, 750 nucleotides long. RefSeq lists its product as hypothetical. The record is from RefSeq and is a predicted model, not a curated record. NCBI's taxonomy places the organism in Eukaryota, Evosea, Eumycetozoa, Acytosteliales, Acytosteliaceae. Bases 1 to 750 code for a protein of 249 amino acids. The transcript has a single exon.